Messenger RNA from Rhincodon typus (whale shark), 3657 nucleotides. RefSeq names its product ubiquitin-protein ligase E3A-like. The transcript is spliced from 10 exons. The coding region runs from base 86 to 2701 and encodes 871 amino acids. Gene Ontology annotation, biological process: protein polyubiquitination. The record is from RefSeq and is a predicted model, not a curated record. NCBI's taxonomy places the organism in Eukaryota, Metazoa, Chordata, Chondrichthyes, Orectolobiformes, Rhincodontidae. Gene Ontology annotation, molecular function: ubiquitin protein ligase activity.
GGGCGGGGCCUGAGCUGGGAAGGAGUUUAAUGUUUACGGUGGAAGUGGUUCUUGUCGCCUCAUCUUCCUCUGUCUCCGGCCUCGCAUGACUUCCCCUGACACUAACGUCCCGGUCACGCUGCUCGCCCCUUCUCCGGCGAGUCUCAAGCGGAAGCGAGAAGCUGCCAAGGAAUUGAUUGAAAGAUAUUACCUUCAAUUAACACAAGGCUGUGGAAAUGAGUUCUGUGCCAAUGAGAAUUGUGCUUCCUGCCCAGGUUUUAAGCAGUUGGACAAUAAUCAAGCUGCAGCCAGAGCUCUGGAAUUAUAUCGCACCAGGGCAAAGCUGUGCACAGCUUGGCCCACUAAGAAGCCAAGAUCUUUGCUUUCACAAAAAGUUUCACCUGACAAAUUCAAGCAUAAAAACAGCAAGGCUGUUAGAAGUGACUUGGAUGUGAUCUGUAGUAAGAAACAGCACAAGAACAACUUUCAAAGUAUAACCUACCUUACUGAAGAAAAAGUGGACGAAAUUCUCAGUGUAUGCAACGAAACUGGAGACUUCUCACCACUGGUCCAUGUUAUAGGCCGAAUAUUCUCCCAUUCAGAAACACUAGUUAAGAGUUUUAGGAAACCUGAGAUAAAGAGAAAUUGCUUGAGUUGUCUACCAGGAAAUACACCGGAUAAUUUGGAAAAAAGUGCUGGAAUGCAAACAAUAAUGGAAUGUGAUCAUUCAGCACCUUGUUGCUCGCAACAGAAACUUUGUGAUUGUGUUGGGCAGUCAUUUAACCUUGAAGAAUUAACUGUUGAUGUGAAAUCUGUUCGAAGGGUCUACAAAAAAUUACUGUCACAUAACCGGAUAGAAACUGCACUGAUUAAUGCUUUGAUGUAUUUAUCACCAGAUGUGGAAUGUGAAUUAAGUUAUCAUAAUGCAUAUACUAAGGAUUCAAACUACCUAAACCUGUUCAUAAUUGUUAUGGAAAAUCACAACCUACAUAGCCCUGAGUAUCUGGAAGGAGCCUUACCAAUGUUCUGUAAAGCAAUGUGCAAGCUUCCUUUGUCAGCACAAGCCAAAUUGAUACAUCUGUGGUCAACAUACACUUCUAGUGAUAUCCGCAGAAUGGUUGAGGUCUUUCAGCAGCUUAUCACAUUCAAGGUUAUAAGCAAUGAUUACAGUUGUCGAAAUUUGGUAAAUGAAGAUGACACGGCAGUUGCAGCAGCCAAAUGUCUAAAACUGGUGUACUAUGCAAAUUUGCUGGGUGGCCUGUUAACCACUGAGAAUGAAGAUGAAGAAUUGCCUCAAGAUAACAUUGAGGCAAAUUUGCAUCAGAGCAUUUUGAUCGAGGACACCCGUUACAAGAAGGGUCCCCGGGUGGACCCUUUGGAAAAAGAACUUAAUUUUAAGGCUAUUGACUGCUGUCGACCAGUGAUAUCUUAUGAUGAAUUUGUUAACGAGUCAUUAAACAAUAUUCUUGCAAUGGAUAAAGACUACAUAUUUUUUAAAGUAGACAGUGAAAAGAAGUUUUCUUUCUUGACAUGUCCAUUCCUCCUCACCCCUUAUACAAAAAGCCAAGGCCUCUAUUAUGACAACAGAAUACGAAUGUUUAGUGAACGACGUAUAACUGUGCUACACAAUUUGGUACAAGGACAACAGGUUCAGCCUUAUUUGCGACUUAAAGUACGGCGUGAUCAUAUAAUUGAUGAUGCUCUUGUACGGCUGGAAAUGAUUGCAACAGAAAAUCCUUCGGAUUUGAAAAAGCAACUUUAUGUGGAGUUUGAGGGGGAACAAGGAGUGGAUGAAGGUGGAGUUUCCAAGGAGUUCUUUCAGCUGGUGGUUGAGGAAAUUUUUAACCCAGAUAUAGGAAUGUUUGCUUACGAUAACCAAACAAAACUAUUUUGGUUCAAUCCUACCUCUUUUGAGAAUGAUGGACAAUUCACACUAAUUGGGAUAGUGCUUGGUCUGGCCAUCUACAAUCACUGCAUCCUUGAUGUCCAUUUUCCAAUGGUGGUUUACAGGAAGUUGAUGGGCAAGAAAGGAACUUUAGAAGAUCUGGCUGACUCACAUCCAAUACUAUAUCGAAGUUUGAAAGACAUUCUGGAAUAUGAAGGGAAUUUAGAAGAAGAUAUGAUGAUCACCUUUCAAAUAUCAUACAGUGACCUUUUUGGGGUGCCAGUUAUCCACAAUCUGAAAGAAAACAGUGCUGACAUUCCAGUCACAAACCAAAAUAAAAAGGAAUUUGUCCAACUAUAUACCAACUAUAUAUUGAACCAAUCGGUGGAAAAGCAAUUCCAAGCAUUCAGUCGAGGUUUCCAAAUGGUCAUAAAUGAAUCUCCCUUAAGAUACCUUUUCAGGCCAGAAGAAAUUGAACAGCUGAUCUGUGGCAGCAGAAAUCUGGAUUUUCACGCACUUGAAGAGGCAACAGAGUAUGAUGGAGGAUUCACAAAAGAAUCUAGGAUAGUAAGAGAUUUCUGGGGGAUAACUCACAGUCUCCCAGAAGAACAGAAGCGUCAGUUUCUGCAGUUCACUACAGGUUCUGACCGGGCUCCUGUUGGUGGUCUUGGCAAAAUUAAAUUGAUCAUAACCAAGAAUGGACCAGAUUCAGACAGGCUACCAACAACGCACACGUGCUUCAAUGUACUCCUGCUGCCAGACUACUCGAGCAAAGACAAGCUCAAGGAAAGGCUCCUUAAAGCAAUCACAUACUCAAAGGGCUUUGGUAUGCUGUAAUUAACUUGUGGCAAUGCAAGCAACCUCAUAAGCCUAAUUCAAAGGAAGAUGCAAAAUCCCCUACUAAGAUAUAGACUAGCCAGUUAUGUGUUCAUAAAGAAGUCACAUUAUAAUAUUAAACGUUAUAAACUGGCUCCCUGCACAUCAACAAAAAUGACAGGGGAGAGCCCAUCUCCCCUGAGCAUCUCACCCAAUUUAAUGCUACAGGUAAUGGCCCUUUCAUUAGUAUGGGACAGGACUUCUACCUGUCAUCAGCAGAACUUCCCACCUUAUUGCGCUGUCAGUCGAUCAGUGACUGGCAGCUGUGAAUGCUGGUAAUGCCAGCUGGAGCAGUUGUCACUGCAGUUUAUAAAAAGAGGGAAUGUUGUAAAAUCUUUUUAUCAUCCUUCUGGCACCUUCAUUUUUAUCCUAACCCUCAAAAGAAGGAUAUGAUGAGGUAAGGCUGUUUAGCAUUUCAUGUGGGUGAAAAUAUUGGCGUAAUGUUUUUUCCAGUUUAAUGAAGAAUAAUGAAGUCAUUAAUGAAAGUGUGUUUUUAAAACCAAACCACUGCCAGUCUUCCUGAAGCUCAAGGUUUUUCCUAUCUAUUUUUCUUUGAUAUAUCGAGGGAUGGUUGUCACUAUCUUGUAUAUUUUUAUGCUUGAUUUUUCCCAAAGGGGAUAUGCAUUCUCACAAAUAUUAAGCCACUUUAAUUUAGGAGGCCUGUACUGUAUGUAACUAAUCUUGUUUCAUAGUGAAUACUAUGGUGUGUUGUAUGUGACUUAAAAUAAAUUAUUUGAACUUUUUGAUCCUUGCCCAUUAAUAAAAUGAGAAUCAUGUCUCUUGAUACAUAGUUGUAUUUAAUGUAUAAAUAAAAUUGAGAAUAGGAUGUGUAGUGAUUGUGUAGACAGUACUUGAUUAGGGUGUUUAAAAUUGAGUUUUGAUCUGUAAUGUUUGAAUUAAAAUGCUGUCAUGUAGCA